AAUAAUAAAAAAUUCAACAGACCUCCUAGGAUUUAACACACAGUUCUUGAUCUUUCUAUGUAUGCUGCAGAAGAUCUCAACCUUAACCUUAACAAAUCUUUCUGUUUUCUUUCCUCCUUUUGUGUGUUUGUGAGUCAGUGUCUCUUGCUUUAAAUUAACUCAUCAUUCUUCAGCUCAAGUGAAGAUGGGUUCCCAUCCCCAACUCAUAAGGAGUAAAGGUGGAAUUGCCACCAUGCCCUUCAUCAUAGCAAAUGAAGCACUUGCAAGGGUAGCAACCUUGGGGUUAUUGCCAAACAUGGUGUUGUAUUUGAUGGGAAGCUACAAUCUCCAUUUAGCAAAAGCCAACAUGAUUCUGUUAUUAUCAGUUGCUACCACCAAUUUCACCCCUCUCAUUGGUGCUUUCAUUGCUGAUUCUUAUCUGGGUCGCUUCCUUGCUGUUGGUUUCGGUUCUAUAAUCACUUUCCUGGGAAUGGCACUUUUGUGGCUAACAGCCAUGAUCCCCACGGCACGGCCUCCUCCUUGUGAUCCUGCAACUGAAACAUGCAAAUCAGCAACAACUAUGCAAAUGGCAAUACUAAUCUCUUCCCUUGCUCUCAUGGCAUUUGGAAAUGGUGGCCUUCAAUGCUCCCUAGCAUUUGGAGCAGACCAAGUGAAUAGCAAAGAUAACCCCAAUAACCAAAGGGCCUUAGAAAUAUACUUCAGCUGGUAUUAUGCUUCAUCAGCUAUUUCAGUCAUAAUUGCCUUCACCGGAAUAGUAUAUAUCCAAGAUCAUCUUGGAUGGAAACUGGGUUUUGGUGUUCCUGCAGCACUCAUGUUCUUGUCCACUUUCUUCUUCUUCCUUGCUUCUCCUCUUUACAUUAAGCACAAAACACAUGGCAGCUUGCUCACCGGCUUUGCACGAGUAAUCGUAGCUGCCUAUAAGAACAGGAAGCUUAGAUUACCAGCCAGGAAGUCGACCGGAAUGUACCUUCAAAAGAAGGACUCUGAUCUUCUUGUUCCAACUGAUAAACUAAGGUUUCUGAAUAAAGCUUGCUUCAUCAAAGACCCUGAAAAAGAUUUAGCCUCAGAUGGAUCAGCCUCCACAAUAGAUGAAGUAGAAGAACUAAAAGCCAUCAUCAAAGUUAUUCCCCUGUGGUCGACCGGGAUCAUGAUGUCGCUUAACAUUGGAGGCUCAUUUGGAUUGCUGCAAGCUAAAUCACUGAACAGAUAUAUCACUCGAAACUUCCAAGUUCCAGCAGGUUCUUUGAGUGUGAUAAUGAUAUUUACAAUUUUCUUGUGGAUAGCUAUAUAUGAUCGCAUUGUUAUUCCUCUAGCAACAAGGCUUAGAGGCAAACAAGUUAGGAUCAGUGCCAAGAAUAGAAUGGGACUAGGAUUGUUUUUCUCUUUUCUUCACUUGGUAACCAGUGCAAUUGUUGAGACUUUACGGCGAAAUAGAGCUAUCAGGGAAGGAUAUAUAAAUAAUCCUAAUGCAGUGUUGAAUAUGUCUGCAAUGUGGCUUUUUCCUCAACUCUGCUUGGGUGGCAUAGCUGAAGCAUUCAAUGUAAUAGGCCAAAAUGAGUUCUAUUACACCGAAUUCCCCAAGAGUAUGUCGAGCAUCGCUUCGUCCCUCUUUGGACUUGGCAUGGCUGCAGGAUACGUGUUAUCUUCUUUGGUAUUCAGAAUUGUGGAGAAUGUUACUUCUAGGGGUGGAAAGGAAGGUUGGAUUUCGGAUAAUAUCAACAAGGGUCGCUAUGACAAGUACUGUUGGGUUCUUGUGAUGCUGAGUGCCAUUAACAUAGUGUAUUACCUUGUUUGUAGCUGGCUUUACGGACCUACAGCUGAUCAAGAAUCUAAAGAAACUAGAGGAAAUGGUUCAAAUGAUGAAGAUCUUCCAUUAAUUGAAUUUAGAAAUCCUGCUUCUGCAUACAUAUUUGAAAGCAGAAUAUAGUAGCCACAGUGCUGAGGCUUCAACUCAAAAAGAUGCUCAGCAGCCCAGCACCCCAAUUCUACAUUUCCAUGUAUCCGGCAUGCGCCGAGCAUCGCACCCCAAAUAUUAGCAUCUGCUUCGAUGGAAAGGCCUCUAAUAAGGUCUGCAGCUUCUUCCAUUAGCCCAGCUCUUCCAAGGAGAUCAACCAUACAUGCAUAGUGCAUUUGUGUUGGUUCAAUAUUAAGAUCCUGCAUCAUUAUAAAGUACUUUCUCCCUUUCUCAAUUAAACCCCCAUGACUGCAAGCUGACAAAACUGCGAUAAAGGACACUGAAUCGUAAUCCACACCAUCUUCCUUCAUUGCCUCAAAGAGGUUGAUUGCAGUGUCAAGCUCACCCAGCAUACCAUAGCCUAAAAUCAUAGUAUUCCAAGAGGCUGUAUCCUUGUAUUCGAUUAAGUCAAAUACCUUGCUAGCAAGAUCUAUUCGUCCACAUUUGGUAUACAAAUCCAAGAGUGAAUUUGCCACAAAAAGAUGUGUGUGAAAAUGCUGUCUCACCAGCAGACCAUGGA
Arachis duranensis is the source of this 2474-nucleotide messenger RNA. RefSeq names its product protein NRT1/ PTR FAMILY 1.2. Gene Ontology annotation, biological process: transmembrane transport; oligopeptide transport. Gene Ontology annotation, cellular component: plasma membrane. The transcript has 5 exons. Bases 185 to 1927 code for a protein of 580 amino acids. The record is from RefSeq and is a predicted model, not a curated record. Gene Ontology annotation, molecular function: transmembrane transporter activity. Lineage: Eukaryota; Viridiplantae; Streptophyta; Magnoliopsida; Fabales; Fabaceae.